Molecule: messenger RNA, 1435 nt
Organism: Cutaneotrichosporon oleaginosum
Lineage: Eukaryota; Fungi; Basidiomycota; Tremellomycetes; Trichosporonales; Trichosporonaceae
Source: RefSeq, a predicted model, not a curated record
CACUUAUUCACCCCAUCACCUCUAUGUCCGCUCCCGCUCCCCCCGCUUACUUCGCCGCUGAGCUCGCGGCCGCGCUGGCUGCCCCUCGGCCCCCGCCCGCCGCGGAAGCCAAGCAGUGGGAGCACAUCAUCGUCGGCGCGCGCCUCGAGAACCGUCUCGUAACUGAACUUCGCAGCGCUUCCCCGCCGCACAACCUGCUGCCGUAUGCGGGCGGCUCGCUCGACCCGGUGGCGGGCAUUCCCGACGAAGACGACGACGACGACGCGGGCCGCAUCGCGACGCUCGUGCGCGCUGCACCCUUCGUCACCACAAUCGACCUGCUCGCCGAUGCGCCGGACACACACCUCCUCCUGUCCCUGUCCCCGCGCGUCGUCCGCCGCACCCUGCCCGUCUACUGCCCGUGGUUCCCCGGCGUGCUCGUCGAGUUCGCGGACCUCGCAACCCUCGCGCCCCUCGCGCCGCUCCUCUCGCGCCCUAUGGCGCCCGAGUGCACACGCCACAUCGUGCACGUCAGCGACCUGCUCACCGGCACCGAGACCAGCCAAGACGGCGGCGAGGGGGGGUGCGACAGUGUGAAUCUUGACGGACUACGUGCGCUAGGCCUCCUCUGCCUCAUUCCCUGUGACUCCCUCGACCUCGUGCUGCACGGGCGGCGCGUGGCGUCCGAAGACGAGUGGGCGCUGUGGAUGGGCCUUUUCGUGCGCCUGCUCACGCCCCUCGCCAACCUCUUAGGUGAAGGGACGGAGAUCUCCGUUGUUGGCCUCGAGCGCCUCUUCCCGUCCCGCACAGUACAUUUGAUGACGGAGGGCGACGAGGAGGCGGAGACGCAGCACGGUGUUUUGGGCGACGAGGUGCGGCGCCGCGCGGCGGGACAUGGCAUUGCAAUUUCAAGCGACGCGUGGGCGCGCCUCCGAUACAUCAGCGCCGACGAGUGGCUAGAGGAGACGGGGAUUGACGACGAUGAGGCGGAGCUCUGGCUCGCCCGCCCACAGUACGUACAGCCGCUUGCGGCAGAGCUAUGCGCCAAAAGCCUGGAAUAUCUGGCGCAGGAGGAUGCGCUGGCGCCAGCAACGUCCGCAACUAGUUGAUGAUGCAUAUACAAAUACACAGGGCGGUUGGACGCCGACAUUAAUUCCCUUAUACAGUCUUUCCCAUCUAAUAUAUUCUGUGACGAGCCCAUUACGUCCAGAAGAACGCGAGCGGGUGAGGCUUGGGAACGUGGUGCCCCUCGCGGCGUAGACGCUUGCGCUCCUCGAAGCGCAGGCCCCACGCGAUGGCAAUGAAGCCGAACGUGCACACAGCCAUGGACACCAGGUAGAACUUGGCACCGACGGCCCAAUUCGGCGCCUGCUUCGCUGGGUACGUCCACAGCGUGAUGAACCCGUUGUUGAGAUAUGCCAUGAUUGUGCCCGUGGCGAUGGUGAUCGUCCGCACG